Molecule: messenger RNA, 902 nt
Organism: Tachysurus fulvidraco (yellow catfish)
Lineage: Eukaryota; Metazoa; Chordata; Actinopteri; Siluriformes; Bagridae
Exons: 5
Coding region: 1-720 (239 amino acids)
Source: RefSeq, a predicted model, not a curated record
AUGAAACUCUUUACAGCUGAGGAAGCUCUACAGAUGCUCCUGGACAGCGAGGAAGAGUUCACCGUUUCCUCAGAUGAAGAGCAGGACUCCGACGAAGAACAUUUGUAUUUUGAAGAGCGACUUGAUCCAGCUGAGGAUAUAAUUUCUGAAGAGAAUGUGGCUGCAUCACUCUUGUCUUCACCUGCACCGGCUGCAACACUUUCACCUCCAUUUGAUGCUCGCACGGGGGCACGCAGCAACGAGAACAAUAAAGAGAAUGUGGCUUCAACUUCGUCUGACACUCGCACGAGGGCACGCAGCAACGCGACCGACAUUCAUCCUGUGAAUGUGUCUGCAUCACCUUUACCUGCUACUAACACACGCCGUAGGUCUCUUUCAGUUCUCAAAGCAACUGAGACUAAUGUAUUUAACACUGACAGUGAUAAUGCACCUGUUGCAAAGAGACUCAAGACCAACAUCCAGGCAAGCAGCAGGCAGUCCGUUCUGUCAUGGAAAACAGAGACUGAUAUUGAUGUGGUUCCACACACUUUGAGUUUCUUUCCUGCACGGGAACCUGGACCACAGCUGAGUCCUGCAGAUGCACACACACCCCUGAGUCUCUUCAAAAUGUUUUUCCAUGAGAAUGCAGUAUCAACUCUAAGUCAUAACACCAACGCUCAGGCUGGCCAGGGCAACAGCAAAGGGUUGCAAGUACAAAUGGAAAGAUGUCAGCACCACUGAGAUGUACCGCUACAUCGGACUAAUAUUUUAUAUGGCCAUGGUAAAGUUGAUCUCCAUCAGGGACUACUGGAGACAGGACAAUGUUUUCUCUGUGCCUUUUCCUGCCAAAGUAAUGUCAAGAGAUAGAUACCGCACUAUUUCAUGGAAUCAGCACAUGAGUAACCCAUUUUUCCAUGUCCAUG